Molecule: messenger RNA, 276 nt
Organism: Haemonchus placei
Lineage: Eukaryota; Metazoa; Nematoda; Chromadorea; Rhabditida; Trichostrongylidae
Source: the annotation of a GenBank genome assembly
GCAAACAAGGGCAGUCGCCUGGAAGGAAGAGUCACAGUGCAUCCGGAACAGAACGCCGGCAAUCGACGAGGUCGAGGGCGAGGCGGCGGUCGCAAUCAAGCACGCCAUGUCACUAAAACUGAUGGGGAGCUCAAGAUAAGCGUCAAAGUAGGAGAUUCUUUGAACGUUAAUCAAUCUCAUUGUAGACUUCCAAGUACCAGAUCAUUUUCAGGAAAACUCCAACACACCCAAGCACCCACGAAAUACGCGACAGAGUGCGAAAUCUUCUUCGAGUAA